Molecule: messenger RNA, 293 nt
Organism: Staurois parvus
Lineage: Eukaryota; Metazoa; Chordata; Amphibia; Anura; Ranidae
Source: the annotation of a GenBank genome assembly
AUCACUGGGUUCCGGACAGUGAUUACUUGACAGGGAGGAGAAUUAGGACAUGUACACUGAUGAUCAGGGCACUGAUGAUCAGUGUGCCCUGAUGAUCAGUGUAGCCCCAGCAGUGCCACCUGUUAGUGCCCAUCAAUGCCACCUGUCAUUGCCCAUCAGUGCCUCAUCAAUGCCACCUGCCAGUGCCGAUCAGUGCCUCAUCAAUGCCACACAUCAGUGCCUACCAGUGCCCAUCUGAGCUGUCUUUCAGUGUCACUUAUCGGUGCCAGUCAGUGCCACAUAUCAAUGCCACC